This is a messenger RNA of Glycine soja, 1381 nucleotides long. Its product is annotated as thiamine thiazole synthase 1, chloroplastic-like. Bases 69 to 1106 code for a protein of 345 amino acids. Lineage: Eukaryota; Viridiplantae; Streptophyta; Magnoliopsida; Fabales; Fabaceae. The record is from RefSeq and is a predicted model, not a curated record. Gene Ontology annotation, biological process: thiamine biosynthetic process. The transcript has 3 exons.
UCCAUUGAUUCUUCACUCACUCCACUCACAACUGAAACCAAAACUGAAAAAAAAAACAAUACCAUAACAUGGCUUCUUCCACCAUCACCUCCUCCUUCCUAACAUCACCCCCUUCAUCUCUCUUCAACAAAUCAUCAUCCCCUUCCUUCCAUGCCACCCCUACUCUCCGCCCCCUCGCGCCACGCGCCUCCAUGUCCGCCUCAGCGCCGCCCUACGACUUCGGAUCGUUCCGGUUCGAUCCGAUUAGAGAGUCGAUUGUGUCGCGCGAGAUGACCCGCAGGUACAUGAUCGACAUGGUCACCCACGCCGACACCGACGUCGUCAUCGUUGGCGCGGGCUCCGCGGGUCUCUCGUGCGCCUACGAGCUCUCCAAAAAUCCCUCCAUCAACAUCGCCAUUGUUGAGCAGUCCGUCAGCCCCGGCGGCGGCGCCUGGCUCGGCGGCCAACUCUUCUCCGCCAUGGUAGUGCGUAAGCCCGCACACCUCUUCCUAGACGAGCUCAAUGUGGAGUAUGACGAACAAGACAACUAUGUGGUGAUCAAGCACGCAGCAUUGUUCACAUCCACCAUCAUGAGCAAGCUCUUGGCCAGGCCAAACGUGAAGCUCUUCAAUGCCGUGGCGGCGGAGGACUUGAUUGUGAAGAACGGGAGAGUUGGUGGGGUGGUGACCAACUGGGCCUUGGUUUCAUUGAACCAUGACACUCAAUCCUGCAUGGACCCCAAUGUGAUGGAGGCUAAGGUGGUGGUGAGUUCUUGUGGCCAUGAUGGACCCUUUGGAGCCACUGGGGUGAAGAGGCUCAAGAGCAUUGGGUUAAUUGAUAGUGUGCCUGGGAUGAAGGCACUUGACAUGAACAAGGCUGAGGAUGCCAUUGUGAGGCUCACUAGGGAGGUUGUGCCUGGCAUGAUUGUUACUGGGAUGGAAGUUGCUGAGAUUGAUGGUGCUCCAAGGAUGGGUCCAACAUUUGGAGCAAUGAUGAUUUCAGGGCAAAAAGCAGCCCAUCUGGCUUUGAGAUCAUUGGGACUUCCCAAUGCUUUGGAUUCAGUGGGAAACGUUCAUCCUGAGCUUGUCCUAGCUGCUGCUGAAUCCGCUGAAAUUGCUGAGGCUUAAUUAAUGUUGCAACAAAUUAGGUUAAAAUAGUAUCAAUGCUUGCAACUAGAAAUAAUAAUUGUAGACUUGUACUUAGGGAAUUAAGCUUUGAAGGUGUUAGUAGUGAUCUAUUGGGGUGGUUGAUGCGACUCUAUGAAGUUUGUUAAUACUAUAUGAAGCUUUGAGGGUGUUGCUAGUGAUCUAUUGUGUGUUACUUUCCUCGAAGCCUAAUUUAAUUGGGUCUUUUUUCUAUUAUAAAUGGAGAGGGUGGUGUACCAUCCAUACCUUCGUCUCAA